UGUGACAAAAAUUUAUGUUGUCAGUUCAAUUGAAAAUAAUUGUAACAAAAGUUACAAUUAUUUUUUAACUGAAUUUUAUGAUAAACCUAUUUAAAUUGAAUUAAUAUUAAACACGAAUUAAAUUGAAGAUGGGUAAAAACAGUAUUCCGGAUAGGUGGUUGAAUUAUGAUGCUAUUGGGCGUCAGAUUUACGGGACAAAUUUCAUCGCUUUUAAAGUGCCUUUGAAAUCUAGUUUCGACGAAAAUUUGUAUCAAAGUGAAAGAUUCAAUCAAAUUCAACUAAUGGAAAGAGUUCCAAAUUUGGGUCUGAUCAUUGAUUUGACUAAUACAAACAGAUAUUAUGAUUCACAAGUUUUUGAAGAAAAUGGAGUGCAAUAUAAAAAAUUAAUGACAAGGGGGCAUGACGUUCCUGAUGAACAAAUCAGAAGUUCUUUUUGUAGAUUAGUAAAAGAAUAUUUAAAGUUUAAUUUAAACUCAGGAAAAUUAAUUGGUGUUCAUUGUACACACGGAGUUAACCGAACAGGAUUUUUAAUUUGCUUUUUUAUGGUUACGGAACUUAAAAUUGACCCAAUUGAAGCUAUCAAACGCUUUAAUGAUGCCAGAGGAUAUCCAAUAGAAAGGACGAAUUACCUUGAUUUCUUGAACACUUUAAAGGUGUGUAAGCCAAAUUUAUACACAGACAAUUAUUAUAUCAACAGAAACCACGAAUUUAACAAAUUUCCGGAAAAUAUUGAACAACGUUACGUUAAUAAUAGUGAACUCCCAUCAUAUAUAUCCCAUCAACAACCAAAUUAUCAUCAAUUAAAUAAUUCAAGGAGGAACUAUCGAUUUCAUCCAGUACAUUCUGAGUAUUUAAAAGAAAAACACUUGUAUGAAACAACAAUAACAACUCCUGACAGACGGUUAAUGUCAAGAAAACCAAAUGAAAUACCUAAUACAAUUACGAGAUCCUACGAAACCUAUGCUAACCCUUAUCAUGCUCGAAAUCUGAAUUAUGGUGAUUCGUCUUGUACUUUUUAUAGGGCACAAAUUUAUGACCAAAGAUACUUAAAUAAAGACCUGGAACCACACUUUAAAAACUACGGGCAAGACAAUAAUGUCUUUUUUAAUGAUUUCGUAAGAAAUGAAAGUCAAAGUUUCACAAGAGAUGCAUCAAAUAUAAAUACAAAUUCUUCAAAUUACUUUCUCAAUAAUACUUUAGACUCCAACGCUGGUUACGUAGGACCAAUCCGAAGACCUCACUCAAAUAAUUUCAAAAGAAAAGUUGUGUUUGAAUGAUUCACUUAAUAAACACUUAUAAUAUAGUGUACAAUUGCAGAUUUUUUUUAGUCAUGGGUAAUGUGAAAACUUUAGUUUACAUAAGAUUACAUUUGUAAAAUAAAGGAUCAGAUAAACGGCUUGUUAGAACGAAAAAACUUUGACUAUUUCAAUUUAAAAUUUUGUACAUUACUUUACAAACUGCAAUUGCAAUAAAAAUCAUUAAUACUU
Molecule: messenger RNA, 1487 nt
Organism: Condylostylus longicornis
Lineage: Eukaryota; Metazoa; Arthropoda; Insecta; Diptera; Dolichopodidae
Product: RNA/RNP complex-1-interacting phosphatase
Exons: 1
Coding region: 129-1277 (382 amino acids)
Biological process (GO): protein dephosphorylation
Molecular function (GO): protein tyrosine/serine/threonine phosphatase activity; polynucleotide 5'-phosphatase activity
Source: RefSeq, a predicted model, not a curated record